Messenger RNA from Oryzias melastigma (Indian medaka), 1824 nucleotides. RefSeq names its product ACD shelterin complex subunit and telomerase recruitment factor (gene acd). Gene Ontology annotation, cellular component: chromosome, telomeric region; shelterin complex; telomerase holoenzyme complex. The record is from RefSeq and is a predicted model, not a curated record. Lineage: Eukaryota; Metazoa; Chordata; Actinopteri; Beloniformes; Adrianichthyidae. The coding region runs from base 56 to 1522 and encodes 488 amino acids. The transcript is spliced from 2 exons. Gene Ontology annotation, biological process: telomere capping; telomere maintenance via telomerase. Gene Ontology annotation, molecular function: telomeric repeat DNA binding.
GCAGGCGUGUUCCUGCCGGAAAAGCCUGGGAGGCGCACAAGUUAAAAGCGUAGAUAUGUAUUGCGAGGUCACACCGUGGAUAGAGGAACUGAUCCUGAGCUACGGCAGCUCUGAGAAGAAGAAGGUGAGCGGCUGCCUGACGGCUCACGUCGUCGGGUUGGAUAAGAUGACCGAGUCCCUGGCGCUCGGGUGGGAUGGCCCCACCGAAAUCGUGUUCCUGUCGGACGGCCAGGUCCGGAUUCCGGCCGCUCUCACCACCAGAGCCUGGAAGAAUCUGAUGGAGUUUGAGGAGCGCGAGUACAUCCAAGGCUUGCUCAACAACACGAUGCUCAUCCAGGUCCACCAGCUGAAGUUUCACAUGGCAAAAGAAUUGAAUGAAUGCUGGUUCUACUUAUCAAUAGGAAAAAUGUGCAGCCUCGCAAGCGGCCUGUUGCGAGAGUUUACCGAGUGCUGCACGACCCUCUCCUCCGUCAGGAUGAAGAUCCGCCAAACCUGGCAGGCUUGUCUGGUUGAGGAGAACUUUGUUUGGGGCCACAAUGAGCGGGUUCUGAGUCAGCUGCUGGAGGCGUGGGAUCAGGACUUUGUGGAUGAGAUGAUGGAGGACAUCAGAGAGAAGCUGAUGGUAGGACGCAGACCAGGAUCUGGGAGCCGGCUGAGGACGAGCUGGGACGUGGACCGGGUCAGAUACAAGAGGAUGGAGCGUUUCACAGUACCAGUGAGGUACCUUCUCAUCCCUGAAGAGGUGGAGGCACCGACAGGAGGAGCGGCCCAGCCUGCGACAGAAGUGGAUCCCCCGCAGGCUCCCGGCUGUGAUGCAGGUGAGAGCCCCCCCGUUCCGGAGCAGGACAGUCCGCUGCACGACCUCAUUCUCUCAGACUCGGAAUACGUGCUUCUGUCCAACCCCUGGGAUGCUUUCCCUCCUCCGGGUGUCAGUCUAUCAUCCUCCAAUUCAUCUCCGGAAAUGACCCCAAUCCUGCCGGAGUGCGGCCCCGCAGCCUCAUCCAACCCUGACUCUGUUGCCAUGGUAACCAGCACGCAGCUACCAGUCCACAGCGACCUCUCACCCUACCAGAAGCAGCCAAUCAACUUCCCCUCAUCGUCCACGACCUCCGUAAGUCCACCACAACCUCCAACCUCAGACGACACAGCCCAGCAGAACCUUCUGGUUCUGAUCCAAGCCGAUGAAGACAACGAUCAAGAACACUACAGAAAGGCUAAGAAGAAGCGAUGUGAAGUCACAGCAGAACCCGGUGUGCUGGAGCAGGAGGAACCGAGCGGGAGCCCCCCCUCCUGGCUCUUUGACCCGACAGGAACCUCCAUAAGAGAAGAACCCAGCAAUCCCAGCACAGAACCGGACCUGAGAAAGGUCCUGGACACUCACAGCGACGGAAAGCCGUUCAUGUACACCUACAAGGUGACCGGACAGAACCUUCAGGAUCUGAUUCAGUUCAAAAUGCCCGCCUCUCUCCUCCACUGGGCCGUGAAGUACCUCGUCACUGCGAGGCCGAAAGAUCCUGUCUGACAGAAUCAGAACCAGGAACUGCAGUAGUUACCCCACUUGGAGAAAAUCCGUUCACAUCUGCUCGGCUUUUCUUGGUAGUUUAUGAAGUUCUUCGGGGCCUUUGUGACCCCAAAGCCUCAGCAGAAGUCCAGGUGGAACAUCAGCAUUUCUAAUGACAGUUGAUGUGUUUGUAAAAACUAUCACAGCUGAGCCACACCCGCCCACAGUGGAUUCAAACCCACAGCACAGACACUCCACCACGCAGCCGCUGAGCUGCUGGGAAAAUGGUCUUUUUGGUUCAAAAUAAACCAGUUUAAAUCAUA